Molecule: messenger RNA, 759 nt
Organism: Candida dubliniensis CD36
Lineage: Eukaryota; Fungi; Ascomycota; Pichiomycetes; Serinales; Debaryomycetaceae
Exons: 1
Coding region: 1-759 (252 amino acids)
Source: RefSeq, a predicted model, not a curated record
AUGGCAGAUGACAAUACUACAAAAGCAUCAAAAAAGAGAAAGCUCACUUUUGACAAUGAAAUUUUGAGUCCUCUAAAUCUUCAAUCAAUAGUUAACAAACAAAAGAUAUCUACUACUGUAAUUGAGAAAUUUUGGCAACCUUUGGAUUCUGUGAAUGCACAAUCGAUGGACGAUAUCAUGAACAUUGCUUUAUUGAAAACACUAGAUGAGCUGCAUAGCAAAGUCAGCAGGAGUAUUACAAACGUUUGGUUUAAUUCUGCUAACCCGGAAUCUUUCAAAUCACGUUUAUUACAAACAAAGUUACCACCGCCUAGUUCUAUGUACAGUUCUAAAUUAAGGAUACGGGCAAAUGAAGUUGCAGAUGUCUUAAGUUAUGACUCCUUGACGAGAAAGAGAACAGUUUUGGAAACAUAUUUACUGGCAGAAUUGAAACAAUUGCAAGAGCUAGAGAACCAUUACAAUCAGUCAUUAUUGGCAUACAAGCUGGACUUGGAAUAUUUAAAAAAGUUUAAGUCAACAGUUAAAAACAACGAGAUGAAAUACAAUGAUGACUUAGAACGCAAGCAUGAAGAAUUAAAUCUAAGUGUGCAAGAUAAAAACCCAGAUGAUAUAUAUUUAUUGUCAACUGAUAAUGAUUUUGAUCCUGAGACUGAUGAUGAUAUCAAGUUUAUUCUUGAAACAAUACAGGAAAAAUUGCUUCGGUCGAAAUUAAAAACCUUAAAUGAUAAGUUGGAAGUGUUGUGUAAUAUUUUAGCUUAA